This is a messenger RNA of Ctenocephalides felis (cat flea), 1906 nucleotides long. RefSeq names its product ankyrin repeat domain-containing protein 13D-like. NCBI's taxonomy places the organism in Eukaryota, Metazoa, Arthropoda, Insecta, Siphonaptera, Pulicidae. The coding region runs from base 125 to 1906 and encodes 593 amino acids. The record is from RefSeq and is a predicted model, not a curated record. Gene Ontology annotation, molecular function: protein binding. Gene Ontology annotation, cellular component: cytoplasm. The transcript is spliced from 12 exons.
GAGGUUGAUAAAUUAUUUUUAAGAUUUACCAUAUCAUAGUUUUUUAGUGUUAUCGUUUAGGAUGUUGUGUUAUACAUAAGAACUUAAUUUAAUUAAAAUAUUAAAUGAUUAUAUAAAUAAUAACAUGACUAAUAACGACUGUAUUAAAGACGCGUAUCCUCUACAUUGGUUAAUUUGGCACAAUGAUUAUGAAUCACUUAAAACUGAACUUGAUAAAAAUGAACAUUAUAUAGAAGCGUUAGAUCCACGUGGAAGAACACCACUUAUGCUCGCAGUAACCUUGGGUUAUUUAGAAUGUUCUCAAAUUCUUCUUGCAAAUAAUGCUGAUGCAAAUGCUUCUAAUGCUGAAGGAUGGACGGUUGUGCAAGAAGCUGUUGCAACAGGUGAUCCAGAAAUGUUAUCUAUGGUAUUGGAACAACGUGAUAUUCAAAGACAUAGCAGUAGAGUAGGAGAUAUUCCCAAGUUAUUACAAAUGUUGAAGGAUGUUCCUGAUUUUUAUAUAGAGAUGAAAUGGGAAUUUACCAGUUGGAUGCCACUGGUGUCUCGUAUGUGCCCCAGUGAUGUAUAUAGAGUUUACAAGCAAGGAUCAAAUGUUCGAAUAGAUACAACUUUGCUUGGAUUUGAUAACACAAACUGGCAGCGUGGUGAUAGGUCAUAUAUAUUCAAAGGAGAAGAUGAUGUUGCAACAUUGAUGGAGAUUGAUCAUGAAACUUGUACUGUAGCUUUAGAAACUCUCAGAAGUUUAUCACCAGAUGCAGCAAAUGGAGCUUUAAUACCUUCUGAAGAUAUAUUGUCAGCCAGAUUAACUGCACCCAUCUGUACAAAUCAUAUUGAUACAGAUAAAAUAAGCUUUGAAAGAAACAAAAGUGGAAUUUGGGGCUGGCGAUCAGACAAGGCAGAAAUUGUGAACGGGUACGAUUGCAAGGUGUUUGGAGCAAGUAAUGUAGAAUUUGUAACAAGAACACGUACUGAACAUCUUUCUGAGAUAGACAAAAUUAAGGCUAGGAGUCCAAAAUCACCUUUUCAGAAUUUACUUGGACUAGCAGAAAAUGAAGAACCAACUGCAUCUGCAAUUGCUGAAGAAGAGCGAAUUCACAACAACACAAAUGUGUCAAACAUCACAGCUGAAGAAUAUUUUUCUCAAGAAGAUUUAAUGGGCAGAGACAUUGGUAGACCGAAAGAAAUGACAACAAAAGUGCAAAAGUUUAGGGCAACUUUAUGGCUUUGUGAGGAAUAUCCAUUGCAAUUGCAACAACAAAUAAUGCCAAUACUAGAUUUGAUGGCCACAAUGGCUUCACCUCAUAUUAAUAAACUUAAAGACUUUAUAACAAUGCAUCUUCCAGCAGGGUUUCCUGUUAAAAUAGAAAUACCAUUAUUCCAUGUAAUAAACGCUAGAAUAACAUUUGGCAACAUAUUUGCCUUAGAAACACCAGUGAAUAAUAUAAGUCAAAUUAAAGAAGAAUCACAAAUAACAUGUAUUGUUGGAGAUGAAUGCUUUGUGGCACCACCACAUUAUGUAAAAAUAGGACCUGGAGGACGAAGGCAGCACAGCUUUGAAGACGAAGAUGAUCUUUUACAAUAUGCUAUUCAACAAAGUCUAAUUGAAGCUGGCAGUGAAAAUGAUCAGGUUGAUAUUUGGGAGGCACUUAGAGGCCAAAGACCAAAUUCUCCGUCCAAUAAUGUAGAAGAUGAAGAGAAAGAAUUACAAAGGGCAAUACAAGAGAGUUUAUCUAGGAGUGCAAUACAAGUAACAUCAGAAGAAAAUAUACCACAAGAUACUGCUGACAGUGAUUUGGAAUUGGCAUUAUUAUUAAGUCAACAGGCUCAGAGUGACUUAGAAAGAGAACGCCAAAGAGAACAGCAAAUUCUACAAGAAAUUUUAGAAUUAUCACUGACGGAGAAAUAG